Molecule: messenger RNA, 2453 nt
Organism: Epinephelus moara (kelp grouper)
Lineage: Eukaryota; Metazoa; Chordata; Actinopteri; Perciformes; Serranidae
Product: butyrophilin subfamily 3 member A2-like
Exons: 7
Coding region: 409-1740 (443 amino acids)
Source: RefSeq, a predicted model, not a curated record
ACCUGCAUGGCUACAUAUAACGACAAUAUAAAAACAAAAAGUUUCAGUGAAGAGCAACGUUCUACUGACACCCACAGUUACACACAUUUAUACCAUAAAGCUGCGUUUUAGUAAUGUUCAGUUGGCUGAACAUGGCUGUGAGACGUUAGACACAUGUAGAAUCACUUGGUGGCCACACCCAUCUCAUUACAGAUAACCAGGGUCAAAGUACCUUGAUUAAGGACUUUGACUGUGCAGCUUCCUUUACUGCAGUGAGACCAUCGCUGAGGCACAAAACAGGGCACAUUGAGGUUGAAUAUUGGAGGCUCAAGAAUCAAUCCUUGGGGGACUCCCUGCAUCAACCUGGUUUAACCUAUAAUUUCCAGUGGCAAAAACAUAGCCUUCCAAACUGUAUCAGCUGAGAACUUCAUGAUGCACCUGAAGAAGAGGCUGUCUAAAUCUGGGCUGACUGCUCUCAGUGUUUCAGUCUUCUUUCACAGUGCUGUCCUUCUUCUCCUGACACACUGCUGUGGAGGUCAGUCUCAGGUAGUUGGACCACUCCAGCCAGUAAUCGUGACGCUCGGUGAGGACGUAAUUUUGCCAUGCCGUCUGGAACCAGCUGUUGACGCUGCAGGCAUGACGUUUGAGUGGGCGAGACCUGAUUUGAACCCCAGAUUUGUCCAUGUGUGGCACGAACAUCAAAACCUUCAUGUUAACCAACAUCCAUCCUACAAAGGAAGAACAUCAGUGUCUGUUAACCAACUGAAGCAGGGAGACGUUUCACUGAAACUUUCCAAAGUCAAACUCUCUGACAGGGGAACAUACAGGUGUUACUUUCCAGAUUUGGAUAAAGACUCAGCUGUUCAGCUUAUUGUUGGGACUGCUUCCCAGGCUGUCAUCAGUUUAGCAGGAAUCGACAGAUCCUCCAGUGGAGUGGUGUUACAGUGUGAGUCUGCAGGCUGGCAUCCAGAGCCUGAGGUGUUGUGGCUGGACGGUGAGGGAAAGCUCCUCUCUGCUGGACCUACAGAGACAGUCAGAGGUCCUGAUGACCUCUAUACUGUCAGCAGCAGAGUGACUGUGGAGAAGAGACACAGCAACAGCUUCACCUGUAAAGUCCAACAGAGGAACAUCAAACAGGCCAGAGAGACACACAUCCAGGUUCCAGAUGAUCUCUUUGAGGCCCCGUGUAGUUCUGCAGCCUGUAUCAGCAUCAGUUUGGUUGCUUGCUUCAUUUGUGUUGCUGCAGUUGGUUUUGCUGCAUGGAAAUGGAGACAGAACAAAAUCAACACCAAGAUGACCUCACAAACAGAAGCACAGCGGCUCAUGGCAGAGAGCAAACAAAUGAAGGACACUGAGAAGAAAAUGGAGGACAUUGCUGAAGAACUACAGAGGAAAGAGGAAGAACAUAAAAACAUGGUGGAUGCACUGAUGAAACAGAAGGAGGAACUGAAGGAGCAGAGAGAUAAACUGUAUGAUCAAAAGAUAAAGAUGGAGGAACUGGUGGAGGACAGUGAGACAAAGCUUCAGUCAGUGGAGAGAGAUUUAAGAGAGAAGGAUGAAGAUAAAGGAUUCAUCAGUUCACCAGGAUUCAUAAAGCUCAAAGAAAUAAUCUCUCAGAACAAAUGGAGCCUGGAUAACAGACUGACGGAACUUAACAAACUGGUGCUGGACACUGAGAAACUGUUGCUGAUGACAGAAGGUGUGAUUGUUAGAACAACAGAAAAGAAGAGGGAGCCAGAGAACCACAUGGACAAAACAUAACAUGGUGUUAAGGAGCAGGUAAAGAGUGUUUUACUAUCAACACUCGCACAGUUUCUGUACAAGCCUGAACCACAGCAGCAGUUUUGGGCCUGAGCCUGAAUAAAAAACCCAAAUUUCUACUGUUAGGAAAAAAAAAAACCAUCAUUGGCUCACAGACAACAGGUUCUGCAUUAUGGGCUGCACCCUCAGUGCGUCUCCGUCUUCAAGUGUGCACGGUGGUCCCCGCACAGAUAAUGAUCACUGCUCUCUGCUGUAUGUUACACUAAACAUCUCUCCCACUGCUGGAGAUGCAGAGCCAAAUACUGCCAAACAAGUGCCCUUGCAGACCCUCUCUCUCUCUGACUCUCUCUCUUUUUCCGUCCCUCUUGUGCACAUCAAGAACUUCCACUUUCAUUGAAAACAAAAAGGCGAGAACUCGACCCAAAUCAAUCCUUGUGGAAUACUGGGAAACUCAUUUAAAUGUAUCGAACUGAAAUAUUCUAUAAUGUUUUGUGAAAGAAAAAACCUGCUUUCAAUUUUAUAUUUUUGAACUUAACAUCUCUUCCACUCAUGUUGUCUUCUUUCAGGAUACUGUGUAAUAUUAUAGAAACAGAGUCCUUCACUGUAUCACACCAAUACAACGCAGUGUGUGAUGUGUUGUUAAACUUUUUUUUAAAAAUCUGUCUACAUUUAGUGUUUCUCACCAAAACAAACUGUGUGUAGUGUGUUGCUGA